AUGCCCAUUCUACCCGAACCAUCGGUACCCUUCCGCCUCUCCCGCACACUUCCAGAUGACAACGUCGAGUUGAUGACAAUAUCGGCCGAUCUGGUAGACAAGUACACGAGUCGGGGACUCUUCGUUGAGCCUAGCGGCCCGCGGCUACAGUCACAAGGUCCCGCCGAGCUCAUUGACAUUGAUGCUGGUCCGAACCCUGCCACUCCGAAGCCUGUCGAAACACCGCCAGCUCCCACCGGCAAUUUUACGGCAGCAGCUUCGUUGAAGCGUCGUCGGCAAAGGAGACUCGACUGGUACGCUUCCGCCACCGUAUCUGACCCAGGGACUCGAGGCUCGCCGUUGGCGUUGGAUGUUGCCGCAUGGGACGAGAACGCGUCCGACUCCUCUUUCGACGAGGACGUGAUCGACCUUUCCGUGAUGCCUGCGGCGUCGGGAGGCUUGUCGCCGUCGCCAGAUGGGCAGACUGACACUUGUACCCGUCCAUCACCAGAUCUUGGUACAUCUCCCCCGCGCCCUGAAUGA
Messenger RNA from Ilyonectria robusta, 522 nucleotides. RefSeq lists its product as uncharacterized. NCBI's taxonomy places the organism in Eukaryota, Fungi, Ascomycota, Sordariomycetes, Hypocreales, Nectriaceae. The transcript has a single exon. The record is from RefSeq and is a predicted model, not a curated record. Bases 1 to 522 code for a protein of 173 amino acids.